This is a messenger RNA of Exaiptasia diaphana, 2037 nucleotides long. RefSeq lists its product as uncharacterized. The coding region runs from base 1081 to 1713 and encodes 210 amino acids. The transcript is spliced from 4 exons. Lineage: Eukaryota; Metazoa; Cnidaria; Anthozoa; Actiniaria; Aiptasiidae. The record is from RefSeq and is a predicted model, not a curated record.
UUUUCGACCUUUGGAGAGACUGAUUACGAGACACGGUAAUUAUGUCGCGGCGGCAAUAUUGUACUUUGGCGAAUUUCUCAAAAAUAAAAAUUCCCUGGAAUCUUUUUAUAUGCUUUUUGGAAUAGGUCUACCUAAAGGUGUCAUCUGGCAAAGAAUGAAGAAUUUGACCAAGAGGUCGCUGAAAUCAGAUUCUCGAUGCUUAGGGACAUUCGCUCUUAAAAAAAACUCUCUUUUAUUCUGUAAUUCUGCCAGAAAACACCCAUUAAAGAUCAUAGAAAGCAAAUCUUAACUGGAAAAGUAUGCUUCUCUUUGAUUUCCCAGUGCUAAGAAUCACGGAACAUAUAACAAUAAUGAUAACAAGAUUACUAUUCAAAGGUUGUGUUUUAAUGCAUACGAUGGCAAGCUUUUUAAGAAAAGAACAUAGAAACCAGCAAACCUAUGUAUGUGUAGCUGAGCUUAGUUUUAAGAUCUGACAUAUCUUUAUCAUCCCUGACAACAAGCUCUGUAAUUCCUUAUUUUAUUACAUGCCUAUUAACUAACUUACAGACUAAUGAAUGACAGCUUAAUUUCCAAUUACGUCAACUCAUUCUCAUAUACAAUUUUUAGGAAGAAUUACAAGCAUAUGGGAUUGAUCUUGAUGGACCCAUUUCAGAUGAUUGUAAUGACUGUGAUAUUGUAGAAGUUCCAGAAACAAGAAACCCUUUAGAACCAGCUGAUUUUCAAGACAUGUGUAGAACAAUUGACCAAGCAACAAUUACGUCCUCAGAACUCUGAAACUUCUAUCAGAGAAACUGCCGAGACCCCUAGUCUUAUUGAGGAUGUAAUGGAGAAACAUGAUGGUUCUAUUCGCAAGAGAAAAGGGCAUUUUAACAUCGGUAUGUACGCUAAAAGGAGGAAACUCAUGAUGGAACAACUUGUAGAUGAAAACAUUGCUGCUAAUACUCAUGUGAAGUGUUUACAAAAUAAAGUGAAUUAUCUAAAACGAAAGGGUGAUGACCUAGGAGAAGAUAUUCCCCCUUUAAAACAAAAGCAAAGAAUACCCCAGAUACUAGCAAUGAUAAAGUAUUUGUUCUGAAUGGAAUGUGGUCAACAUUGGUUCAAAAUAGCUCAACACCAUUUCUGGAGUCUUUGAUUAGGUCUUCCAAAACUUGCUCUUCUAAAGUAAUCCCCAGCAUUGUGAAAGAAAGUGUCAAGAAUUAUGAAAACAGUGAAAGCAACUUCACACGUAGUGUAGCCUUACUUUAUAAAGGAGGAAUACUUACUAAAACCAAAUACAAACAAAUGAGACAAGGAUCAGACAGCACUUUCAUGACAGAUGUAGCAGUGCCAAGACCAGUGUCAUAUGACAGGUUACUGGCAUACAUUAAAAGCAUUAAUAUGGGAGAAGUAUUGGAUCUUCAGGAAUUUGCAGCACAGAAGCAAAAAGAUCCUGUGACUGGUGUUUAUAGGCCCCUGGAGUCUUUACUUGUGAGACUGGCACAGUUGUACUUAUUGUUAAAUGAGCAUUCAGAGAUUUUGCACUGGUUCAAUGGACUGAAAGGGACAUUUUUUGUAGCAAUUGGAGCAGAUGGUGCUCCACUUGGUAAAGAUGAAUCUGCAACCUCUUAUCUAGUCAGUCUGCUAAACAUACUUGAUGGUGUUCAGAGCUGUGACCAUAACUACAUGAUAAUGGGUGCUAACUGUGAUGAAACCUAUGAGGUCAUGGUUGAGUAAACCAAACAUAUCAUCAGUGAAAUGGAGGAGAUUGAGAAGAAAACAUAUCAGAUACAUGGAUUAACUGUUACAUUUAGAUGUAAACUAAUACCAAGUGACCAGAAAUGGAUGUCAUCUAUGGCUGGUGAGCUUAACAAUGCCUCAACAUAUUUUUCUUCAUUUGCCACAGUAACCAAAAAGGACAUGGACAUCACAAAUGGAAAUAUUGGAGUUAACAAUAGCUGCACUUGGAAGAAAUGGAGUUUUGAAAAGAGGAAAAAAGAUGCACAAGCAGUGAAAAAAUUCAAAGAAAAGUCCAAAAUUCCUGAGAAUUCUAAGAAUAAA